Molecule: messenger RNA, 1152 nt
Organism: Lottia gigantea (owl limpet)
Lineage: Eukaryota; Metazoa; Mollusca; Gastropoda; Lottiidae
Exons: 4
Coding region: 1-1152 (383 amino acids)
Biological process (GO): G protein-coupled receptor signaling pathway
Cellular component (GO): membrane
Molecular function (GO): G protein-coupled receptor activity
Source: RefSeq, a predicted model, not a curated record
AUGACUAAUACAAUUAAUUGGAACAAUCAGACAUAUAGGGUUGUUUUAAGGGCAGACAGAGUCAUGAUGGACUGUUUAAAUAUUACCUUUGAAGCUGAAAAUAGGAACAUGACGGCUGUAGUAAAUGAUGAUGCCAAGAAACUCUAUGAAGAAGUUAGCCAUAUUGUGUAUGGAUUCGGAAUACCAUCUGUUUGUUUAUUUGGAAUGGUUGGAAAUGUUUUAAAUUUGUGUAUUUUAACAAGACGGAAAUUACAAAAAGCUUUUAAAAGAUUGGAAUUAUCAGCUAAUUUAUGUUUAGUUUCAUUGGCAGUUUCUGAUCUAAUGUUUUGUCUAUUUGCCUUUCCAACUGUUUUCCUACCACAGGAUGAUGUUUAUUCAACUAAGGGUUUUGUGUUAUAUUACAGAAUUUACUGUGCCGCUAUUAUCAACGUUUUUAUCAUAAUCAGUACUUGGUUGACGGUAGCAAUGGCUUUAGAACGAUAUCUUGCGAUUUGUCAUCCGUUACGACAGGAUAUAUAUCUAACGACUAGCCGUAUCAAAUGUGUUAUUGUGAUAACUUAUGUUUUUUCGUUUGCGUUUAACAUUCCGGUAUUGUGGCGAUAUGAAAUAAGACAAUUGUGUACGCCGAAUUCCUCUAGAAAAGCGUAUAUGCCGACACCGGUACAGCUUUGGAAUGAUAGACAAAUAGAUACAGCUUACAGGAUCAUUUGGGCAGUGAUUGGAAAUUUUAUACCUUUAGUUCUUUUGUUAUAUUUCAACGUUUGUUUGUGCCGAAGAAUUUAUAAAUCGUAUAAAAUGCGCCAAACGUUUAAACGUGAUCGACGUAAGGACCAUUCAGCUACUAGCACAAGUCAUACAAUAACAAUUACUCUAGUCGUUAUCAUUGUGAUGUUUUUCAUUUUAGUCGCACCAUCUGAAAUAGUUAUACAUUUAGCUCGUAUGACGGACAAUGAAAGUAACUAUACAUAUUUAACUAUAGAAGCUGUCAUGAAUUUUAUGCAGUCCGUCAACUUUUCAGUGAACUUUAUCCUAUAUUGUAUUAUCAGUCCAUAUUUUAGGAAAACUUUAAAAUAUUUAUUUUGUUGUGGCUGCUGGAAUAUAUAUCAAGUUUCUAAACAAUGGAAAAAAGAAUUUGAAACAUCGUUAAUGUAA